AUGAAGCCGUGUUGGAGAGUCCCAGAGGUGUGCAAAGCCUGUACUCUAGGCCAGCCAACCCGACCAGGAAUCAAGGAACCUGAAAGUGCAAGCUUAGGUAAUUGCAAGUGCAAUUAUUAUGACGACCGAGUACCAUCGGAUCUCAAGCUAGGUUCAGCCCACGGCUCGAAGACUUGCACGGUCAUCGUACCGUACCGUAUUGCUGAAGCUGGUUUUGACUUCACAACUUUGCGUCGCUUGGAAUGA
Morchella importuna is the source of this 246-nucleotide messenger RNA. RefSeq lists its product as uncharacterized. The transcript has 3 exons. Bases 1 to 246 code for a protein of 81 amino acids. The record is from RefSeq and is a predicted model, not a curated record. Lineage: Eukaryota; Fungi; Ascomycota; Pezizomycetes; Pezizales; Morchellaceae.